Molecule: messenger RNA, 1276 nt
Organism: Leptonychotes weddellii (Weddell seal)
Lineage: Eukaryota; Metazoa; Chordata; Mammalia; Carnivora; Phocidae
Source: RefSeq, a predicted model, not a curated record
AUGCAGUUGUGUCCGCAGUACUGGCCAGAGAAUGGAGUUCACAGACAUGGCCCCAUCCAAGUGGAAUUUGUUUCUGCUGACUUAGAAGAAGACAUCAUCAGCAGGAUAUUCCGUAUUUAUAAUGCAGCCAGACCCCAAGAUGGAUAUCGGAUGGUGCAGCAAUUCCAGUUCCUGGGCUGGCCCAUGUACAGGGACACGCCAGUGUCCAAGCGCUCCUUCUUGAAGCUCAUUCGCCAAGUGGAUAAGUGGCAGGAAGAAUACAACGGUGGUGAAGGCCGCACAGUUGUGCACUGCUUGAAUGGGGGAGGCCGUAGUGGGACAUUCUGUGCCAUCAGCAUCGUCUGUGAGAUGCUCCGGCACCAGAGGACGGUGGACGUCUUCCACGCGGUGAAGACGCUGAGGAACAGCAAGCCCAACAUGGUGGACCUCCUGGAUCAGUACAAGUUCUGCUACGAGGUGGCUCUGGAAUACUUGAAUUCUGGCUGAUGGCAUAAACAGCUCUGCACACCAACCCUUUCAUCCCACAAAGCCAAGACGUUCCAUGGUAUUUGUGUUGAUGAGAUGAAGACUUCUCAAUAUGCUUAUUUUGCUUUGCAUAAUUGGCUCUUUUUAAGAGCCCAAGAAAGUGUUUCUAAAACUGCUUUGCACUGCCCAAUUCCCAGCAAUGCUGCUGCCUGACGGAAAACCACACACAGCAGAGUCAUCAAAUACUGUCCUAGGCAUCGGCUUAUUAGAGCAGUGUAGACAUCUGGUAAACUGAAGAGCACAAUUAUAUUCUUAUGAAGGAGUUUGUACCUUUGGAGUAUUAUUUUGUGGCCCGUGAACCUUUGUUAUUGUUACGGCCGAGUGUACAUUUUUGUUUUGUGGAGAAUGUUACCUGGCAUUAUGAUAAUAUAUUAUUUUAGUUAAUAUUUGUAUUUUAACAUGUUGCAUAGUAUAAGCUUAUGUACCUUUCCAAGACUAACCGAUAAACGUAUAAUGAACAAAGAUAUGUUGUAUGAUUUGUUUCUAUCAGAUUUGUAUUGUUUCCAAGGGAAAAGCUUGGAAGAAGUCAGUUCAAAAAUGCAAAGCUCAACGAUCAGAUUCACAGAUCCAAAGCUCUUCCCUUUGUUUAUAUUGUAAAUAUUUUUGAUUUCAUCAAAUUAUUUAUUCAUUAAAAGAAAUUUUUGUGAAGCACAGUGAAUGACAAUCAUUUUUAUGAAGCACAGGAAAUGACUGAUUGUAUGAUGUGACCUUGUGUGAAUUCUUUCUCAAUAAAUAAAGACCCGUGACCAGU